This is a messenger RNA of Drosophila innubila, 2448 nucleotides long. Its product is annotated as transmembrane protein 87A. The record is from RefSeq and is a predicted model, not a curated record. Gene Ontology annotation, cellular component: Golgi apparatus; membrane. The transcript has 10 exons. NCBI's taxonomy places the organism in Eukaryota, Metazoa, Arthropoda, Insecta, Diptera, Drosophilidae. Bases 102 to 1697 code for a protein of 531 amino acids. Gene Ontology annotation, biological process: retrograde transport, endosome to Golgi.
AUAGUCCGAUAACAAGCAGAACUGUUCUAAAGCGCAGCCAACACAACGUAAAAAAUAUAUAAAUAUUAUUUAUUUAGGUGCAAUCGAGUCGCAAACACAUCAUGUUGGCUCAUUUCACAAUCGUGGUAUCACUUCUUUCGAUUUUUGCCACUCUGGCGGCUGGAAGAUCAGAUCCAGGCCUUCUCGAUAUUCUAAUAGACCAGGAUCUGCAACCGCUUAUAGAGCAGCGUCCAUUGUUGGCUGGCACAAAGAUCUACAUUAAACUGGAGUGCACGUCUGAUGAUGAAGUGCCGUUAACCAUCAACUUUAAGCUUACGAAGCAUCCAUGUCUCUUUGAUGGCCGUUUUUUGAAACAACUCAACGAUAAUCCGAGUGCCCAACAAAACGUCACUCUGAGCCAACUCAUCCAAACGACGCAAACGAAAAUCAACUGCACCCACUUGAUUCUCCUGAGGGACAACACUGAAGGCGCUGUGACGACUCCAGAGGAAGCACAAUCUGCGCCACACAGCAAAAAUCCAUUUUCGGCGACUUCGAAGCCAAUUGCCAGCAUAGCUGAAGAUGGUAUCUAUGAGCUGGAAUUGACUAUUUUGACAACACCACCAGGUCAGAAGUUUCAAGCCACGGUGCACAUUGGAUUUUGGGGACCUCAUGGCUACAUUUCAGCCAUUGAUUGGCCAUUUUUGCCGUUUUAUUUGAUAAUGUGCAUUGUCUAUGUGAUAUUUGGCAUCAUUUGGCUGUUUGUCUCCUUUGCACAAUGGCGCGAUCUGUUGCGCAUACAAUUCUGGAUUGGCGGCGUCAUACUGCUGGGCAUGCUCGAGAAGGCCUUCUUCUAUGCCGAGUACCAAACGGUUGCCAAUACUGGCUAUCCUGUCUACCAUGCUGAAGUCGUUGCUGAAUUUGUAUCUUGCGCCAAACGCACGCUAGCUCGUAUGCUGGUCAUCAUUAUGAGUCUGGGCUUUGGCAUUGUCAAACCACGCUUGGGUCCCAUGCUGCACCGUGUUGUGGGCGUGGGUGCACUAUACUUUCUACUUGCCUGUGUAGAGAGCUAUUUGCGCAUUACCAAGGUGAAGAGCGAUCGGAGUGAACUGCUGCUGGCCACCAUACCAUUGGCUGUACUCGACACGGGCAUCUGCUGGUGGAUAUUUACGUCAUUGGUUCAAACCACAAGAACGCUUCGUUUGCGCAGAAAUAUGGUUAAACUAUUACUAUACAGACACUUUACCAAUACGCUGAUAUUUGCCGUCAUCGCCUCUGUUAUCUUUAUGUUGUUUGCAUUGCGAAUGCGUAGAACCGAAAGCUGCACACCUGGGUGGCGUGAUAUCUGGAUCGAUACAGGAUUCUGGCAUAUGCUCUUCUCUGUGCUCCUUUUGGUAAUAAUGAUCUUAUGGCGCCCCACAAACAACAAUCAACGUUAUGCGUUUACACCGCUGCUGGACAAUCCCGAGGAUGAGGACGAUGAGGAUGAGGAGGAUCAGUUUGUGGCGGAUGCGUAUGGCGUUAAAAUGCGGGGAACACAUCAGAAUGGUGGUAAUAGAACUCCAACGAAUUCACGUACAGCUACGACCACGGAGGAGGAUGAUUUACGAUGGGUAGAGGAGAAUAUACCAUCGGCAAUGGGGGACUCAGCUCUGCCAGUGCUCGAUUCAGAUGAGGAGAUCAUCAAUACGAAGUUUGAAGUUUCCAAAAUGCAAUAAGCUGCUGUACCUAAGAGACUUUUGCAUAAACGUUGCACAUUUAUUUAUAACCAAAUAUUCAGAACGCACCAACGACAGCGAAAGAGCUGAGAAUCUGUUUGCUGGACAACCAAUCGAGGCUGCUCGUGGUCUUCUACUUCGACGGCUGUCCAAAUUCUUUUCCUAUAUUGUCACGAACACAGUGUUGUUGCUUGUCUGGCCACCCAGUCACAGGCUUUUGAGCAGCCCCUGUAAAAUAUUGUAUGUAAUCGUCAACUAAUCACAUUUCGACCUCCUAAAUAAAUCUUAAUUUAUUCGUAAUCGCUAGUUUAAGGUGUAGAUAUUUAGUCUGUCAAGUAACUUCGAAAAAGAUUCUUCUAUUUAAUGAUAAAACUAUAUAUAUUACAUAUAAACUUUUAUCAUUCUAAACAAAUACAUACAAGCACGCACACACGCACAUGGGUGUUGCUAUCAAAAUUUGUGGCAAUAAUCAUGUUGCGCUUUGUAAAUAGUUGAUAACACACGCCCAAGAAAAAAUAUUUAUAUAUUUAUUUGUAUACAAAUAUAUAAAUAUAUUAUUGUGUAAUUUUGAUAAUGAAAGAAUAUUAUGAACAGGAAAAUGUUUCAAUUUUACUUAUUGAUAACUACAAUUAAAUUUGUAUUCAUGUAUUAUAUAUAAGGUCCAAAACCGUAUCUUAUUUAAAAACAUUGUAACUUCUAAUGUAGUUUGCAAUCUUUCCAUGAAUAUAAUAAACAAACAUAGCCAUACCAA